Molecule: messenger RNA, 3071 nt
Organism: Micropterus salmoides (largemouth bass)
Lineage: Eukaryota; Metazoa; Chordata; Actinopteri; Centrarchiformes; Centrarchidae
Gene: prkcda
Product: protein kinase C, delta a
Exons: 18
Coding region: 219-2273 (684 amino acids)
Biological process (GO): protein phosphorylation
Molecular function (GO): ATP binding; diacylglycerol-dependent serine/threonine kinase activity
Source: RefSeq, a predicted model, not a curated record
GCAAACGUCACAGCUCGCCGAGACAGCCUAUGCUAGGGAGCGCGCGCGCCACACUUCCUCAAUCGACUGAAUCACAGAGCUACAAAACGAGAAGAAGAGAAAAAGCAACUUUCCGUCGUGCUGCGGAGAACAAGCACCGAGUUUACAAGACGAGGUAAAUGCCACCAACACUGUGAUUGUCUGUCUCUGAGAACAAGGGUACCUUGGUACUCAUCACCAUGGCUCCUUUCUUGAGGAUUGCCUUUAACUCCUAUGACCUGGGUGUCCUGCCUCCUCUGGCCGACGCUCCCUUCUGUGCAAUCAAGAUGAAGGAGGCCUUGACAACUGAACGAGGUAAGACCCUGGUUCAGCGCAAACCCACCAUGUAUCCAGCUUGGAAGGCCAGUUUUGAUGCACACAUCUAUGAGGGCCGUGUGCUCGAGGUACUGCUGAUGAAGACAGCGGAGGAGCCUCUGGCUGAGGUCACUGUUGGAGUGUCCGUCCUUGCUGAGCGCUGCAAGAAAGCCAACGGGCGCGCUGAGUUCUGGGUGGAUCUCCACCCUUCAGGGAAAGUGAUGAUGGCUGUGCAGUAUUUUCUGGAGGGAGUGGAUGCAGAGAGUAAGCAGGCUGUAAAGGAGGAAGAGGCUCCUACCCUGAACCGUAGACGAGGGGCCAUCAAGCAGGCCAAGAUCCACUUCAUAAAGAACCACGAGUUCAUCGCCACGUUCUUCAGACAGCCCACUUUCUGCUCCGUGUGCAGAGAAUUUGUCUGGGGACUCAACAAGCAAGGCUACAAAUGCAGACAAUGCAAUGCAGCCAUCCACAAAAAAUGCAUAGACAAAAUCAUCGGCAGAUGUACCGGUACUGCUGCCAACAGUCGGGAUACCGUGUUCCAGAAGGAGCGCUUUAAAAUUGACAUGCCGCAUCGUUUCAAGACCAACAACUACAUGAGUCCCACCUUCUGCGACCACUGUGGAAGUCUGCUGUGGGGUCUAGUUAAACAAGGCCUCAAGUGUGAAGAUUGUGCCAUGAAUGUCCAUCACAAGUGUCAAGAUAAAGUAGCCAACCUUUGUGGUAUCAACCAGAAACUUCUAGCUGAAGCGCUUACACAAGUCAGCCAGAAAUCGUCGACCCGCCGUUCAGAUCCAAACAUGCCUAAUCUGCCGGAUAUUGGAAUCUACGAUGAAGUGAACAAGCUUGCUGCACUAGAAGUCAAUGAUGGAUCUGCCUAUGGCAGACUGUGGGAGGGGUCCAGCCCACGUCCUCAGUCUCGUAUUACCCAUCUGACCCGCAUCAACGUGGACAACUUCAUCUUCCACAAGGUCUUGGGAAAAGGCAGCUUUGGCAAGGUUCUCCUGGCAGAGCUGAAGGGUCGUGGAGAGUACUUUGCAGUGAAGGCUCUGAAGAAAGAUGUAGUGCUGAUGGAUGACGAUGUGGAGUGCACUAUGGUAGAGAAGAGAGUCUUGGCUUUAGCCUGGGAUAACCCCUUUCUCACACACCUGUACUCCACCUUCCAGACCAAGGAGCAUCUGUUCUUUGUGAUGGAGUAUCUGAACGGAGGAGACUUGAUGUUUCAUAUUCAGGAGAAAGGGCGCUUUGACCUCUUCAGAACCAUGUUCUACUCUGCUGAGAUCAUUUGUGGUCUUCAGUUCUUACAUUCCAAAGGGAUCAUCUACAGAGAUCUUAAGUUAGACAACGUGAUGCUGGAUUACGAGGGACACAUAAAGAUCGCCGACUUUGGCAUGUGCAAGGAGAACGUGUUUGGCGAGAAUCGUGCGACAACUUUCUGCGGCACUCCUGACUAUAUCGCCCCGGAGAUCCUGCUGGGACAGAAAUACUCCUUCUCUGUUGACUGGUGGUCAUUUGGGGUGCUGCUGUAUGAAAUGCUGGUUGGUCAGUCUCCUUUCCAUGGAGAUGAUGAGGAUGAGUUGUUUGAGUCCAUCCGCAUGGAUACUCCCCACUAUCCUCGCUGGAUCAACAAGGAGGCCAAGGACCUGCUUGAGCUGUUGUUCGAGAGAGACCCCACUCGCAGGCUAGGAAUUGUGGGCAAUAUCCGUUUACACCCCUUCUUCAAGAACAUUGACUGGCAGGCCCUGGAGAGGAGAGAGAUUGAACCCCCCUUCAAACCCAAAGUGAAAGCACCCAACGACUGCAGCAACUUUGAUCGGGAGUUCCUCAGCGAGAAGCCUCGCCUCUCCUACAGCGACAAGAACUUCAUCGAUUCCAUGGAUCAGACGGCGUUCUCUGGCUUUUCAUUCAUCAAUCCCAACAUGGAGCACCUUUUAGAAAACUGACUGUUCUAAUGCCAGUCAGACAUGGGUUACAUCCCUACUGUUUCCGGACAGUUCUUCUGUCACAUUGCAACAGUCAGUAUUUGUGUGACCUUAUGUUAAGAACAAACUAUUCUUUCCUUGGGUACGUGUAGAAAUGAUAAGCAUAGAAAUGGGUCAUUGUACUGUAUAUACUGAUGUUAUUGUGUUUGUGUGCAUGCUUAUUUGUCUAGAUUGCGAAGGCCCAGAUGAGGUUGAAAAUCUUUACAUUUCACUUGACGUCACUGCAGCCAUUUUGUGUUCCACACUCAAUUCAACCAAACUGGGGGUUUAAAAAAACUGAAAAGGGAAAGAAACCUAUAGGAAUAAAUUAUACUGUAGAAUGCAAAUGUAGAUUGUGUGAAUGAGUGACUGCAUGUAUAGAAAUGUCAGAUCAACAAAAAUCUUCCCAUCUUUAAAUAUAUAUUAAUAAUGAAUAUUGUUUGUCUUUGAAUCAUCUGAAUCCUUGCCUUUGACUGGAUAAAUCAUUGUCUUGCUGACAAAGAAGGAUUUGUGAUUGUCUGAUUGACUCAGCGGUGCCAUGUAAAGAACAAAUGCAAACAGUAACAGCUGGCCUCAGCUGUGUUGAACUUGUGGUUGCAGUCACGGGUGCAGAAAGUUCAGUAAAGGUACAGGACUGUAAACAGUGAGUGAAAAAUCCUUGAAAUGCUGUAUAUAGAUGAGGUAUAUGUAAAUUGUUAUGACAUGUAUAUUGGUUCACUAAGGAUGUACUUUUUUUACUGUCUCCAUCUUAUACAUCUGAUUAAAAAACCAUCAACUCCC